UGAAUAAAAACAUGAACAUUGCAGAUGUUUGAUCCAGCUCCUCCGCACAAAGACCCCCCUUAGUGUACUGGAAAUUCCCCAGGAUGCACUUUCCCUGUCACAAAGGUGGUUGCCGCUGCAACACCCCGCACGUCAGCCACCUUAAUUAACCAAUCGGCGAAGAUCCUUGUACAAGGCGAAAGAGUGUGUGAGUGUGUGAGUGUGUGUGUGUGCAGCAGGGCUGAUGGAGCGAGCAGAUGGAUGCAAUCUUACAAUCCACACCGAUCCGGAUGAAUCGUUGAUUUUUCCAAGAGAGAGGUACCGAGAAAAGGUGUGCGGGCUGAAACCGCCGGAGGACGGAGAGCAGAGAAAGUGAUGCUUCAGCAGGUUGGACAGCUCCGAUCUGGAUGCAGAUUCCUUCAGGUUUUCUCCUCAUCGCACCACCAGUAAGACUUGAUUCUCCUCCAGGAUGGCAGGAAACCUGUCUGCUGAUCCUUUUCAGAAUGACUCCAUCUUCUCCCUGCUGGACUCGUCUACUCCGACCUCCCCUCCACCCUGGAAGGCUCCAACCUUCACCGUCGCAGCCCGCUGCCGCGUAGCAGCCACCAUGGUGCUGUUCGUCUUUGCCGCUGGCAGUAACCUGUCAGUCCUGAUCAGUGUGUGCUGGGGGCGGGGUUAUCGCCUGGCGGCACACCUGCGCCCGCUCAUCGCCAGCUUGGCGUCGGCCGAUCUGGUGAUGACUUUUGUGGUGAUGCCACUGGAUGCCAUUUGGAACAUUACGGUGCAGUGGUACGCUGGGGAUAUCAUGUGUAAGCUGCUGUGUUUCCUCAAGCUUUUUGCCAUGCACUCAGCGGCAUUCAUACUGGUGGUGGUGAGUCUGGAUCGAUAUCGGGCCAUCCUUCAUCCUCUGGAUUCUCUGGAUGCUGGACUCAGGAACAGGCGCAUGCUGCUGGUGGCCUGGACUCUGAGUCUGCUGCUGGCCUCUCCACAGCUGUUCAUCUUCCGGGCCAUUAAAGCUGAUGGAGUGGACUUCACUCAGUGCGUGACCCAUGGAAGUUUCCGGUAUCUCUGGCAGAAGACGGCAUACAACAUGUUUCACUUUGUGACGCUGUAUGUCUUCCCCCUGCUUGUCAUGACUUUCUGCUACACCCGCAUCCUCACCAAGAUCAAUGGGCAGAUGCGCAAGAGCAAAGAUGGCGAGCACUGCCUUCGACGCAGUGGAACAGACAUGAUACCCAAAGCCCGGAUGAAGACCCUCAAGAUGACCAUUGUGAUUGUCAGCUCAUUUGUCAUCUGUUGGACACCUUACUACCUCCUGGGGAUCUGGUACUGGUUCCAACCAGCCAUGAUCCAGCACACACCUGAGUAUGUGCAUCACAUACUGUUUGUCUUUGGCAACCUGAACACAUGCUGCGACCCGGUCAUCUACGGCUUCUUCACACCGUCUUUCCGGGCCGACCUCGCUGACGUGAUGGCGUGCUGCCGAGGCCGACGAGCCAGCAACGCUUCGCCUCGCUCCGUGGAUCGACUGUCUGCUCGUGCUGGAGCUGCUGUGGAGAUGGAGUCUGAUCUAAGCUCAAACCAGCACAGCGGGAACCCCGGUUGAACAUCGAUGAUCCGACUCUGAGGAAUUACAGCAUACCCAAAGUCCUUAAUAUAGAUGUCAGCUAAGCACAUAAUUGAAAGGUGAGCGACUUUUGAGCGGUGGAACAAGGUCUUUUAUAAGAUGUCCUCUGGUUUCGGAGCCACUACAUUACAUAAAGGCUGAUCUGUUACAGGACUUUGACAGAGGAGACUGGAGUUCAAUUCCAAUGUAUUCUAUGUUUGGUCUAUUUUACAUGAUUUCUUUCUUUUUACCGCCAUUUCGAAAUAUCCCGUGAAUGUCAGAGGAACCAUCCUUACGCUGCAAUCGUCUUCUUAUAUUCUUGUAUAUAUCCCUUUAAGAGUCUGUGUUAAGACUACCUCUAAGAGAAGACAAAGACUUGAAAUGGGAUAACUACCAUUUCCCUGCAUGAUUGUAAAAAACUACCAAGAACGGAAGUAGUUUGUAUUGUAUAGAGAGAGUUUCUUGGUCAUUACUUACCUCUGAAAUUUAUAUAUAUGGAGUUGGCCAGUAUUAAUCCCAUUGAUUGUGAUAGUGAGCAAAAAAAUCUAUGGUUAUAUAUGCAUAUAUAUGAGCAACAUAUGUGCAAUCUAUAUGUAAAAAUGUACUGAAUGUGACUGUACCAACAUUAUUAUUCCUUAAGUGCAGUGAUGUAAAGUAUCAGAGUCUCAUAUAUGCUCAAUAAAUGUCUA
Larimichthys crocea (large yellow croaker) is the source of this 2274-nucleotide messenger RNA. RefSeq names its product gonadotropin releasing hormone receptor 1 (gene gnrhr1). The coding region runs from base 449 to 1585 and encodes 378 amino acids. Lineage: Eukaryota; Metazoa; Chordata; Actinopteri; Sciaenidae. The record is from RefSeq and is a predicted model, not a curated record. Gene Ontology annotation, cellular component: plasma membrane. Gene Ontology annotation, molecular function: peptide binding; G protein-coupled receptor activity; protein-hormone receptor activity. Gene Ontology annotation, biological process: G protein-coupled receptor signaling pathway; cellular response to hormone stimulus. The transcript is spliced from 4 exons.